Messenger RNA from Cladophialophora bantiana CBS 173.52, 921 nucleotides. RefSeq lists its product as uncharacterized. The transcript has 2 exons. Gene Ontology annotation, biological process: biosynthetic process. The record is from RefSeq and is a predicted model, not a curated record. Lineage: Eukaryota; Fungi; Ascomycota; Eurotiomycetes; Chaetothyriales; Herpotrichiellaceae. Bases 1 to 921 code for a protein of 306 amino acids. Gene Ontology annotation, molecular function: isomerase activity. Gene Ontology annotation, cellular component: cytoplasm.
AUGGCCGGCUCUCGCGAUCCUGCAAACCAUUGCAAGGUAUGGAUUACCCUGACUCCGAGUCAAGCGAAGGCUGAAGCUUGGGGAUUCAGAGAGUUGAAUCAGUCGUACACGGUUUUUGUCAAGCGCAGCGAGGAAGGCCAGGCCUAUACCAAAUACCUGAUUCGAUCGUUCACCCUGGACAAGGAGGAGUCCUUCUGUGGACAUGGCAUCAUGGGGGCAGCACUUGUGCUGGGACAGCGCUUCGCAGCAGGUGGAAGACAAAUGAUCUUUGAAACGGUCGGCGGGAUCAGGGUCGACGGUUACAUGGUAUCGGCUCCAUCAUCAGAGUCAUGUGAAGGAGAAUACGGAAAAGUCUGCACGGUGAAGCUUGAGAUCCCUGCUGAGCCAGUUAAAGAGUGGUUUGACGACGACGUGGAGCUUCGCGAAAGCAUUUCGAAGUGCCUUGGGGUCGAGAAGGCGCAGAUUUUGGCGCUGGGACGGAAUGCUUUGAUGGAUCUUGUGAUCGAGAUGAGCGAAGAGGUCGACUUCUCCGCGGAAAGCAUGACAGUUGAUGCGGUGGGCUUGAUGAAUGCUUCUCCUUCCGAGACAAGAAGCCAGAUUAUUACGAGUAGAGGGGGUCGAUACGGGGUCGACUUCGCAAAGCGCGUGUUCGCAUAUGGAGGUGAAGGGCUCCCGUGGGGGGCUGAUAUGAUCCCAGACCAAGCGACAGGGUCAACACACUGCCUUUUGAUACCGUAUUGGGCUUCCAGGUUGAGCAAGACGGCCAUGAAGGCGAAGCAAGUCUCUGCUCGGACAGGGAUGGUCGAUGCAGAGAGCAUUGCGUCCAAGGAGGGAUAUGUAGCGGUGACGGGAUCAGGAAUAACGGUGAUGCAAGGGAAGAUGUUGGUUCCUGAGCCUAGCCCACACGAGAAGGGGCCCUGA